This is a messenger RNA of Naegleria fowleri, 705 nucleotides long. RefSeq lists its product as uncharacterized. The record is from RefSeq and is a predicted model, not a curated record. Lineage: Eukaryota; Heterolobosea; Eutetramitea; Acrasida; Naegleriidae. The transcript has a single exon. The coding region runs from base 1 to 705 and encodes 234 amino acids.
AUGUCCUCCCAACAACAACAUGAACCUCUCAACUCAACUCCCACCAUCAUCACACUCUACGCCAUUCGAACUGCAGCGAGUAUGAUUCCACACAUUUUACUUUGUGAGAUGAAACUCCAAUACGACAUUAAAUUUCUCAAUUCAUCCAACAAUGAACACAAAAGUGAAGAAUAUUUAAAGAUCAAUCCGAAUGGUGUCGUUCCGACUCUGAUCAUGAAAGAAGAAGGGGGUACCGAUGAGCUUGUUUUGUUUGAAACAAGUGCCAUCUGUUUGUACUUGACGGAUCGUUUUCCACAAUUUAAAUUAGCUCCACCAUUGAAUACUAAAGAAAGAGCUCUGUUUUAUCAAUAUCUUGCACUAUUGUCAACUGGCAUUCAACCGGAUAUGAUUUUAUUUUACUAUCCUCAUCGAUAUGUGAGUAGUGAAGAUCAGUAUGCGACUUUUAAAUUGGAGACAGAGAAGAGAAUUUAUGAAAAGUUCAAAAUAUUUGAUCGAGUCUUGUCGGAUGGAAGAAGUUACUUGUUGGGUGAUGAGUUUUAUUGUGUGGAUAUUUAUUUGUUUAUUUUGUCCCGUUGGUCAAGAAAUUUUGAAGCUUACAAGGCAAGAGAUUUACCUCAUUUGGGUCCAUAUUUGAAGAGAAUUUUCGAAAGAGAAUCUGUUCAACAAGUGUUCAAGAUUGAGGAAAUUCAAGAACCAUACUAUUAA